GGCAGAUCACAGCUCAGCUUCACAAAGAGGGAAAUCAGAUCCCAGAAUCCAGGGACUCUAAAUAUUGUUCAACAGCUCGGCGAGGAUGACUUCAACGGCAGGUCGACUGGCUCAUCAGCAGGAGAGGGAACAGGGUAUUGGCAGCAACCAGCAGGCAGUGAAGUUUUCCCGGCAGGAUUACGAGACUCUUCGGAAGCAGUGCCUAGAGAGAGGACGCUUGUUCGAGGACAGCUGCUUUCCAGCUGAACGCAGAUCACUGGGCUUCAAUGAGCUGGGACCAUAUUCACCAAAGACCAGGGAUAUUGUUUGGAAGAGGCCAACGGAGCUGUGUUCCAACCCCAAGUUCAUUGAUGAUGGAGCCACAAGAACAGACAUUUGUCAAGGAGCUCUGGGUGAUUGCUGGCUUCUGGCUGCCAUAGCCUCCCUGACUCUAGACCAGCGGAUCCUGGCUCGUGUGGUGCCUCAUGGACAGAGUUUCACUGAAGGUUAUGCUGGGAUAUUUCACUUUCAGUUCUGGCAGUUUGGCGAGUGGGUGGAUGUGGUGGUGGACGAUCGUUUACCCACCAGAGAUGGAAAGCUGCUGUUUGUUCACUCGGCGGAGGGCUCAGAGUUUUGGAGUGCGCUGCUGGAGAAGGCCUAUGCCAAGGUGAACGGCAGCUAUGAAGCCCUGUCAGGAGGAAACACUCUUGAGGGUUUUGAGGAUUUCACUGGAGGGAUUGCAGAAAUAUACGUCUUAGAGAAGGCUCCACCCAACCUCUUUCAGAUCAUUCAGAGAGCCAUGAAGCUGGGUUCACUGCUGGGUUGCUCCAUUGAUAUCACCAGCUCCUAUGAGUCAGAGGCAGUCACAGCUCUGAAGCUUGUGAAAGGACAUGCAUACUCGGUCACCGGGGCUGCAGAAGUUCAUUUUCGAGGCAGUUUAGUUCAGCUGGUUCGCAUCAGGAACCCCUGGGGUCAGGUGGAGUGGACGGGUCCUUGGAGUGAUGGAUCCAGUGAAUGGGACUAUGUCAGUGAGGAUGACAAAUCGAAGCUGAACCAUGUGGCUGAAGAUGGAGAGUUCUGGAUGUCCUAUUCAGACUUAAUCAGACAGUUCUCCAGGCUGGAGAUCUGUAACUUGACCCCUGACACGCUCAUGAGCGAUGACGUGGGCCACUGGAACCAUUACCAGUUUGAAGGGAUGUGGAGGGUCGGCUCCACCGCUGGCGGUUGCCGCAAUCACGCGGCCACAUUCUCAUCCAACCCUCAGUUUGUGGUGCGUCUGGAGGACGUGGAUGAUGAUCCCCUAGAUGGGCAGGAUGGGUGCACCUUUCUGGUGGGACUGAUGCAAAAGGAUGGGCGACGGAAGAGGAGGCUUGACCGCGAACUUGAGACCAUUGGCUUUGCCAUAUAUGAGGUUCCAGAUGAGUACAAAGGCCGCAGCAAUGUUCACCUCGGCCCUGAUGUGGUGCUGCGUCGGACAGCUGUGGCCAUGAGCAGCACUUUCAUCAACACGCGAGAAGUGUGUGAUCGCUUCAAGCUUCCCCCGGGAGAAUACGUCAUAAUUCCCUCAACCUUCGAGCCACACAAGAAUGGCAGCUUCGUUCUUAGAGUGUUCUCAGAGAAACAGGCUGCAACCAGCCCUCUGGAGGAGGACAUUGAUGCUGAAAUAGAGGAGGAGCAAGUGUCUGAAAGUGAUGUGGAUCCUCAUUUCAAGCACCUCUUCAAGCAGAUUGCUGGCAGUGACAUGGAGGUAUCGGUCUUUGAACUGGUAAAAGUUUUGAACAAUGUGGUGUCUCACAGGUCUGACAUCAAGACAGACGGAUUCAGCCUUGAGACGGGUCGCCUGAUAGUCAGUCUGCUGGAUAAAGAUGAAAGUUCCAAAUUGGGACUGAUAGAAUUCCACUUGCUUUGGAGCAAAAUACAGAAAUACCUGGAGAUUUUCAAGAAUCAUGACUCAGACAGCUCUGGCACCAUGAGCUCCCAUGAGAUGAGAGGUGCUGCCACUGAAGCAGGUUUCCAUGUCAACAGCCAAGUGCUGCAGGCUAUUGUCAGCCGAUACGCCGAUCGUCAGUAUGCCGUAGACUUUGACAGUUUUGUAGGCUGCCUCAUUAAACUGGAAAUGCUCUUCAAAAUGUUUAAGGCCUUGGACAGAGGCGACUCGGGGAAAAUUGAGCUUGAUAUUCAACAGUGGCUGUGCCUGGCGAUCAACUAGGUCUGAAGAUGAAACAAGCAAGGUCAUCGUGUCAGGAGAAGUUCAAUUGAUCAGCGAAACAAAAUUAAUUCAAGUGCACUUACUAUACUGCAAAUGCUUAAAAUGUCUAAACAAAAACGGAGAAACAUUUUUCCAUAUUUUUGAGCACAUGUUCUGUCAUUCACAUUUAUUAUUCAGUUUUAAGUAGCUUCUUUUAAACUUU
This is a messenger RNA of Stegastes partitus (bicolor damselfish), 2390 nucleotides long. It is a transcript of the gene capn8, whose product is annotated as calpain 8. Gene Ontology annotation, molecular function: calcium ion binding; calcium-dependent cysteine-type endopeptidase activity. Gene Ontology annotation, cellular component: cytoplasm. The coding region runs from base 86 to 2188 and encodes 700 amino acids. The record is from RefSeq and is a predicted model, not a curated record. The transcript has 21 exons. Gene Ontology annotation, biological process: proteolysis. NCBI's taxonomy places the organism in Eukaryota, Metazoa, Chordata, Actinopteri, Pomacentridae.